Wyeomyia smithii (pitcher-plant mosquito) is the source of this 882-nucleotide messenger RNA. Its product is annotated as pro-corazonin-like. Gene Ontology annotation, biological process: positive regulation of heart contraction. Bases 112 to 513 code for a protein of 133 amino acids. Gene Ontology annotation, molecular function: corazonin receptor binding. Lineage: Eukaryota; Metazoa; Arthropoda; Insecta; Diptera; Culicidae. The record is from RefSeq and is a predicted model, not a curated record. The transcript is spliced from 2 exons.
UCCAAUCAUAGUCGAAGAAGCAACCGGUUGAAGCUAACAUUCCCAAGCAAAAGUGAGUGACUGUGCGAUAGACGUUAUUCCGAAUAUUGGUGGUGAAGAAGUGAGUCAAAAAUGAAGCAUGCUUGUAUGGCCUCACUGAUCGUUUCACUGCUUGUGAUUUUCACUGACGCACAAACGUUCCAAUAUUCUCGCGGCUGGACCAAUGGAAAGCGAUCAUCAGGUGAGCCUUCCGCUACCAACCAUGUUUUAGUGCCACACUUCAACGCCGCUUUAGAAAAGCCUAAUGAUAACAGACUGUUGAUUCAACGAAUGCUAAAGUCACCCUGUGACGUUCGGAUAGCGAAUGCGAUGGCUAACCGCAAUAAGGAUCUACGGCAGCAGUUGGCGGAUGAGUCGGACACGAUGACCAUUCUGUACGAUCCCAGCGGUCUGGAUAACGACAGCAGUGAGGAUCUACGUCUGAAGAGGGACAUUCGUCGAACAAUCAGCCACAGUCCAGGCAAAGGAUUCUAAGAAGGAUCCUCUGCAAAGACUCCUGAGCUUUGGGAAUUGGUCGCUGGUGCUUACAGAAGAUACACGUUACCCUAACCCCUGCCAACAUAUUUAUAUUUACUGCAUCCAGAGAGGAAGUUUGAUUCGGUUCCGGCAGUUAUGUUUCUUUUUUGUGACGAUGAAACCGAAACUGUGGUGCGGCCACCUGCCACAACAAUGACAGAAAUAGGGUGAACCGACAGUUGGAAUUCGCGGAGAUUGUUUGUGUGCGGAAACUGUAACGAAAUAUUUCAUGUUUAAUAGGACGUUUUGGUAGUAGAAGUUUACAAAAUGUAAUAUAUAUAUUCAAAUCGAAAAAAAUUAAAAACAAAUGUUGUUCACAAAUUCAAA